GCAUGCACGCUCGUGGCCGCGCACUGAAGUACAGUUUCACUUUUCAUUCUCCGUAUUCUGUCUUCCGAAAACUCCUGGGUCGCGUCGUUCCUUUGGACCGGACUUCGACAGAAAUAUAAUUCUGACCGGCACUGGAGAGCAGGUAGGUCAUGGCUGACGCGCGCGACAAGCAAACCGCUUUUGAGCAGGUGGACGGGCUGGAGGAGGCCCGUAAGGAGCUGAAGGAGUUGAAGACCAAAGUGGAAAAGGCUGAAGACCUGAAGUCCAGGCUGAUCCUGGAGAGCCUGGAGGAAGAUGAAGCCAAGAAGGCGGCCCAGGAGGAGAUGCUGGCGUGUAUGAAGCAGCAGGAGUCCCUGAAGGAGGAGUUCACUCAGAACAUGAGUAAAGUGCAGGAUGAACUCCAGAAGCUCUCCAAACGGAAGCAGGACCUUCUGAAAAAGCUGCAUCAGUAUCAAGAAGAACUGAAGGCCAAGCAAGCCGAGUCCUCCAGCCUGAAGCAGAAGUUCACGAUCUGCGCUCAGAUCCCAGAAACCGACGUGAGGUUCGUGGCUCCUGAAGGAGAGUCCGGAGAGGAGAGUCCCUGCGACGGCCAGCCAAUCCGAGGAGUCUUCACCAUCGUCCAGAGGAGCGGGGUUCCUCUGAGGGGGGGGCAGGCACUGCUGACCUUUGAGGAGGAGAGAGUGGCCUCUCAGAUCCUGAGGAUUGCCCGAUGCCAGGUCUCCUGUGAUGGCAAGUCUGUGCACGUCAAACCUAAACGGGUGACGGUGGAUUCCUCCGUGAAGUUUCAGGUGAACCUGAACGUCUCCAGGAAAGAGCUGAAGGUCUUCGGUGUUCCUCCUGCUCUGUCGGAGGAGAGGAUGAGGGACCGGCUGGAGAUCAGCUUCUGCCGGUCGAGCAGAGGAGGCGGGGAGGUGGAGAACUUGGAGUACGACAAGGACACUGGAGAAGGACUCAUCACGUUUCUCCAUCCUGGAGUUGCAGAAAGACUGGCCCUCAGAGGAACCUACGACGUUCAUCUGGACUCUGCAGUGGAGGUGGAGGUUGGACCUUCCUACGACUAUGAGCUGCAGAAGUUUCAGACGUUCCGUGGCACCACGACCCGGACCAUCCUCCUGGAUGACAUCAUCGACGUGGAGGAUGAGGAGGACCUGCAGGACCACCUGGAGAUUCACUUCCAGAAACCCAGCAACAACGGCGGAGAGAUCGAGUGCAUCAAAUACAUCUCCAAAGGCAAAGCUCUGCAGGCGUUUCUCUGUGAGGAUACCGAGGAAGCCUGAGCCCAGCGGACCGGACCAGAACUUCUUCUACAUCCAGUUUAUGCGUCAGAAAUGCAGAAUCCUGUUUCCUGUUGAUUCUUUCAUCCAUUUGUUCUCUGCUCUCUCCAUCAAUAAUGGGUUUGGUUUUCUGUGGUGUUAAGAAGAACAAGGCUUUGAUUGGAGGAUUCGGGUCACAUGACCCAUCUGUCUGUGCAUGCCCCUCCGUGCACGUGUCCGUCGCCUAAAUAAACUCUGAUUUCCUGACUCAUUACUUUCACUUACAAAAUAAAGGACUUAGCUGGA
Oryzias melastigma (Indian medaka) is the source of this 1559-nucleotide messenger RNA. It is a transcript of the gene nmi, whose product is annotated as N-myc (and STAT) interactor. The transcript is spliced from 10 exons. The record is from RefSeq and is a predicted model, not a curated record. Gene Ontology annotation, cellular component: cytoplasm. NCBI's taxonomy places the organism in Eukaryota, Metazoa, Chordata, Actinopteri, Beloniformes, Adrianichthyidae. Bases 150 to 1277 code for a protein of 375 amino acids.